Messenger RNA from Dinoponera quadriceps, 844 nucleotides. RefSeq names its product deoxynucleotidyltransferase terminal-interacting protein 2. Gene Ontology annotation, molecular function: RNA binding. The record is from RefSeq and is a predicted model, not a curated record. NCBI's taxonomy places the organism in Eukaryota, Metazoa, Arthropoda, Insecta, Hymenoptera, Formicidae. The coding region runs from base 102 to 773 and encodes 223 amino acids. Gene Ontology annotation, biological process: RNA processing. The transcript is spliced from 2 exons. Gene Ontology annotation, cellular component: nucleolus.
GCAAACAUCGUGUUCGCUCCCAUAAUUUUUUUGUUAGGUUCUCUCCUGGCUCUUAGAAAGUAAUGAUAUAGUAACGAUAUAAUAACCUGACGAGAACUGAAAUGGAAAACGAGACUGAUCUUGACCCAAUGAAGAUAUAUGAUGCAGAAUAUCUCGGCAUUACAAUGGAGGAACCAAAGUUUUAUUCCAGCAAAGACAUUGAUCUUGAUUUUGAGGCUGGCAUGGAUUGGAGAUCUUCAAUGGCUAAAUUGAGAGAAGAAGAAGAUCGCACGAGAAAGGAAACCGAUCCAGUGGAAGAGUUUAUGAAGAAGAGUGUUAUCACAUCUAGUUUCGAAAAAUUACGGUUUGCGCCUCCUUAUGAGCCAAGCAAACGCCAAUUGCAAGCUCGUAAACGAAUCGAACAGCGAAAGGCUGGAGCAGGUGGGGGAUGGUUUAAUAUGCGUGCCCCUCGCAUGACACCGGAGAUCAAACAUGACCUUGAGGUGUUGCAAAUGAGAUCAGCAUUGGAUCCGAAACAGUUCUACAAGAAGAAUGACAGGAAAGGAUUGCCAAAACACUUUCACAUUGGCAAAAUUAUGGAUUCCGCAACAGAUUAUUAUUCAUCACGUCUUACAAAGAAGGAGCGCAAAAGAACAAUCGUCGACGAGCUUAUGGCUAAUGUAGAAUUCACGAAAUAUAAUAAGCGCAAAUACAGGGAAAUUAUUGAAGAAAAGAAGAAGACCCACUAUAAGGCGCACCGACAAGCGAAGAAACUUAAAGGAAAGAAAAGAUAAUUUACUGCAAUUACGUGCAGGACCUAUACUUUUAUAUUUAAAAAAUGUACAAUAUAUUAUUUGCACAGAAA